This is a messenger RNA of Myotis brandtii (Brandt's bat), 3858 nucleotides long. It is a transcript of the gene REV1, whose product is annotated as REV1, polymerase (DNA directed). The record is from RefSeq and is a predicted model, not a curated record. Gene Ontology annotation, molecular function: damaged DNA binding; DNA-directed DNA polymerase activity; deoxycytidyl transferase activity. Gene Ontology annotation, cellular component: nucleus. Lineage: Eukaryota; Metazoa; Chordata; Mammalia; Chiroptera; Vespertilionidae. The transcript has 21 exons. Bases 38 to 3565 code for a protein of 1175 amino acids. Gene Ontology annotation, biological process: error-prone translesion synthesis; error-free translesion synthesis.
UGAUUUUAUUUUUUCUCCCUAAUACAGAAACUCCACCAUGAGACGAGGUGGAUGGAGGAGGCGAGCUGAAAAUGAUGGCUGGGGAAAAUGGGGUGGAUAUAUGGCUGCCAAGGUCCAGAAAUUGGAGGAACAGUUUCGAUCAGAUGCUGAAAUGCAGAAGGAUGGAACUUCAUCUACAAUUUUUAGUGGAGUUGCCAUCUAUGUUAAUGGAUAUACAGAUCCUUCUGCUGAGGAAUUGAGAAAGCUAAUGAUGUUGCAUGGAGGACAGUACCAUGUGUAUUAUUCCAGGUCCAAAACAACACACAUUAUUGCCACAAAUCUUCCUACUGCCAAAAUUAAAGAAUUGAAGGGGGAAAAAGUAAUUCGGCCAGAAUGGAUUGUGGAAAGCAUCAAAGCUGGACGACUCCUGUCCUACAUUCCCUAUCAGCUGUACAGCAAGCAGUCCACUGUGCAGAAAAGUCUCAACUUCAAUCCUGUGUGCAAACCUGAGGACCCGGUGCCUGGUCCAAGCAAUGGAGCCAAACAGCUUAACAACAGGGUAAAUCACAUAAUUAAGGAGCUUGAGACAGAAAAAGAAAUCAAAGCCAAUGGAAUGAACAGUUGGAAUGAAGAAGAUGCAAGUAGUGAUUUUAGUUUUGCGGAGCUGGAGCAGAUCUUUCCAGAAAGGAAACAAAACGGGAUUCCGCCUCACAGAGACAGCCCUGCCAUUUUCAAUGGCCACACUCAUAGCUCUAAUGGUGCCUUAAAGAUACAGGAUUGCUGGGUGCCUGUAGGCAACAGUGUUGCCAGCAGGCUUUCUCCAGACUCUACCCAGAGGGAGGAGAAGGCUGAGAAUAGCAGCACCGACUUCAGAGACUGCAGUGUGCAGCUGUUGCAACAAAGCACCAGGAACACAGAUGCCGUGCGGAAUCCACACAGAACUAAUUCCUUCUCAUUAUCAUCUUUGCACACUAACACUAAAAUAAAUGGUGCUCACUACUCCACUGUUCAGGGGCCUUCAAGCACAAAAAGCACUUCAGGACCUACUCUUAGCAAGGCAGCACCUUCAGUGCCAUCCAGACCCUCAGACUGCAGUUUUAUUUCAGACUUCUAUUCUCGUUCAAGACUGCAUCACAUAUCAACGUGGAAGUGUGAAUUGACUGAGUUUGUCAAUACCCUACAAAGACAAAGUAAUGGUAUCUUCCCAGGAAGGGAAAAGUUAAAAAAAAUGAAAACAGGCAGGUCUGCCCUUGUUGUAACUGACACAGGAAAUAUGUCAGUAUUGAGUUCACCCAGACAUCAGAGCUGUAUAAUGCAUGUUGAUAUGGAUUGCUUCUUUGUAUCAGUGGGUAUACGAAAUAGGCCAGAUCUCAAAGGAAAACCCGUGGCUGUUACAAGUAACAGAGGCACAGGAAGGGCACCUCUGCGUCCUGGAGCUAACCCCCAGUUGGAGUGGCAGUAUUACCAGAAUAAAAUCCUGAAAGGCAAAGCAGAUAUACCAGAUUCAUCACUGUGGGAGAAUCAAGAUUCUGCGCAUACUAAUGGAAUUGAUUCUGUUUUGUCGAAGGCUGAAAUUGCAUCUUGCAGUUAUGAAGCCAGACAAGUUGGUAUUAAGAAUGGAAUGUUUUUUGGGUACGCUAAACAACUUUGUCCUAAUCUUCAAGCUGUUCCAUAUGAUUUUCAUGCAUAUAAGGAAGUUGCACGCACGAUGUAUGAGACAUUGGCAAGCUAUACGCACAACAUCGAAGCAGUCAGCUGUGAUGAGGCGCUGGUGGACAUCACUGAAAUCCUUGCGGAGACCAAGCUUACUCCUGACGAAUUUGCAAGCGCUGUCCGCAUGGAAAUCAAAGACCAGACUCACUGUGCUGCCUCUGUUGGGAUUGGUUCUAAUAUUCUCCUGGCUAGAAUGGCAACUAGAAAAGCAAAGCCAGACGGCCAGUACCACUUAAAGCCGGAAGAAGUCGAUGAUUUCAUCAGAGGUCAGCUAGUUACUAAUCUACCAGAGCACCUCGAGAUGCUGGCGGUGCUCCAGUCUGACCCAGCAUCCUCGUCUCCUGCCUGCAGACAGGGUGCCACCAUGUCCCCCUUGUCAUGGCUGUCCACACGUGUUUGUCAGUGCCCUGAAGCAGAGAUACCCGUGGGCGCAGGGAGCAGCUCCGGCCCUGUAAAAAGUUACUUCUGUCCUUACAGGACCGUGACUCUCGACCAGGCAACAGACAGUGCAAAAGUAAUUGGAAAGGCCACACUGAACAUGUUCCACACAUUGAAGCUAAACAUAUCGGACAUGAGAGGGGUUGGGAUUCAAGUGAACCAGUUGGUUCCUGCUCAUCUGAGACUUCACGCCUGUCCCAGGCACGUGCCAGCUCAGCCAGAUCCCGGUGGCUCCCACUCUGUCCUGGACCUCCUCCAAGUUCAGAAAGCAAAGACAUCCUCAGAAGAAGAGCACCAGGAAGUAUUCCUGGCUGCCAUGGAUCUGGAAAUCACAUCUGCCUCUAGAACUUGCACGUUCCUGCCAUCUCUCUCUACACAUCUGACAUCUGCUGUCAGCCCUGUUACGAGCAAAGCCGAGCCUUCGGGGAAAUGGAAUGGUCUACAUUCUCCCAUCAGUUUAAAAUCAAAACUGAACCUGAGUAUAGAGGUCCCAUCACCUUCCCAGCUCGAUCAGUCUGUUUUAGAAGCACUCCCGCCUGAUCUCCGGGAACAAGUAGAGCAAGUUUGUGCUGUUCAGCAAGGGGAGCAGCAUGGUGACAAAAAGAACGAACCAGUAAAUGGCUGUAAUACAGGAAUCGUGCCACAACCAGUGGGGACAGUUUUAUUACAAAUACCAGAACCUCAAGCAUCCAACAACGACAUGGGAAUCAACGUAAUAGCCCUUCCAGCAUUCUCACAAGUGGACCCUGAGGUGUUUGCUGCCCUUCCUGCUGAGCUUCAGAAGGAGCUGAAAGCAGCUUAUGAUCAGAGGCAGAGGCAGGGAGAGAGCAGCGCGCACCAGCAGGCAGCCAGCACCGCAGUGCCAAAGAAUCCGUUACUUCAGCUGAAACCAGCCUCAGUGAAAGAAAAGAAACGAAACAAGAAGAAAAAUCCCAUCAGUUCCCCCAAAAAGGUUCAGAGCCCUUUGAAAAACAAGCUGCUUAACAGUCCCGCAAAAGCUGCGCCAGGGGCCAGCGGGAGUCCCCAGAAGUUAAUCGAAGGGUUUCUGAAACACGAAGGUCCUACCCCCGGGAAGCCGCUGGGAGAACUCUCUGCUUCUACUUCAGGUGUGCAGCCUUCCCCAUCGGGCUGUGUCAGACCCCCGGCACCCAACCUUGCCGGAGCCGUCGAGUUCAGUGACGUGAAGACACUGCUCAAGGAGUGGAUCACCACCAUUUCAGAUCCAAUGGAAGAAGACAUUCUGCAAGUUGUGAAAUACUGCACUGACCUGAUAGAGGAGAAAGACUUGGAGAAACUGGACCUCGUUAUAAAAUACAUGAAAAGGUUGACGCAGCAGUCGGUGGAAUCAGUUUGGAAUAUGGCAUUUGACUUUAUUCUUGACAAUGUUCAGGUGGUUUUACAACAGACUUAUGGGAGCACAUUGAAAGUUACAUAGUGUGAGCAGGGAGCGCGGUGCUCUCGCUGCUGUGCCAUAAGUGCUUGUGAGGUAUCUACAAAGUGCAUGGUAGUAAUGCUCUGAGUUUUCAUAAUUUCAAAUUUCUUUUUGAGCAAGUGUUUUGUACAUUUCUUUUCAAAAAGUGCCAAAUUUGUCAGUAUUGCAUGUAAAUAAAUGUGUUCUUUUACUGUAGUAUAGAUUCUAUUUACAAAAUGUUUGUUUAUAAAGUUUUAUGGAUUUUUACAGUGAAGUGUUUACAGUUGUUUAAUAAAGAACUGUAUGUAUAUUUUGUA